AAAAGAGAUUUCCGGACCACAAGCAAGGUAGCUGGUUGUGGCAGUUGUACUGCAACUUGUCUCUCUUUUUUAAACAACAACAACAACAACAAUGACAUUUCACUUCUUUUCCAAUUUCUGAAAAUCCCUGCCUUCCAGGACUUCUGGGUAUAGAAGAAAAACAGGUCAGUAUGAUUCCAGUCUGAAAACUCAUAAAAUCUUUAAAGGGGCAUUAAAAUGGAGAAAGAGACUGAUAAUAACUUGAAGCGAGAUACUUAUGAACUGCAUCACAUAUUCUCCAAUUGCUGCUAUUUACCAGAGAUAAGGGAAGGGUUAGAAAUUUGAUUCAAUUUAUAUUCAAAGGUGAAUUUAUCAAAUCCACAUUUUCUGAAGCCAUAUGUCGGUCAUCCUUCAAAAUCCGCACUUUUUCUAAUUUUGCUAUAUAGUUCUUCAGCUAAGCAAUGUUUCCAGAAAUGCUUAUCUGAGCAAAGUGAGCACAUUAAUGCAUAUAUUGGUGAAAACAGCAUACAAAAAUGCAUUGUAUUCGGGGAAAUUGCUUACAAAAAUGUGUGCAUUUGUCAAAAUGGUAUUUUAUUCAGAGGAAUUCACACUAAAACGUUGAAGAAUUUUCCUCCGAUUUUUUUUUAAAUUGCAGAUUGCUGCAGAAGUGUAGAGAAGCGAAUUUAAAACUGCACAAAUAAGAAACUAGGAGAACUUUAAAUUGACACCAUUUGUCCCUAUGUUUUUUUUGGGGGGGGGACUUGUUAAAAUCUUGUCCGCUUUAAUGUGUGUACACCAGAGUUGUUUGGUUUUUAAGUCUCCUUCUUUGGGUCUCUAGAAAUUACAUCUCCAGGGCAAGGGAAGAUGAACUGUGACUCUAGUGCACAUGCAUGGGAACCAGGGAUUGGGAUCCUCUGGCUCACGUGCCAGAAGUGGCCCAUGGAUGUCCCUCCUCUGCAUACCAGCCUGGCUUGGAAACAGCCUGCAUUUUUAUAGCAGAAGUACACAUAUAAAGAUGCCUGCAAUGAUCAGGCCAAAGAUGCAUUAACUCUCGCAUCUGGUUCCCCUCAUUUGCUAGCCAGAUGCCUCCAGGGAGCUCAAAAACAGAGCAAGGCGGCAAAGUGUAUUGAGCAUCCUCUGAACCUUGAGGUUGCUGUUGGCAUCUGUCUGUCUCGGGAGACAAUGGAGGAGUGUGCCUUCAGGGGCAAAGUGAAACUGCUGGAGAGUUACAGCGCCUGCUGUGGCUGUAGAGACCGACACAGGACAGACAUGUUUUGUUGUAGCUGGGGCAGAUGAAGGUGUCCAGUUGUGCUGCUGCAGAUGCACCAUGGCAUUUCUUCUCUCUGCACUCCUCCAUCAUUCCUCCUCUCGUCACUGCUAUGGGAUGCAUAACCUGUCUGUCUCCAGGCACUGCGGUCGUCUGCAGGGGAUUUCCCUAUAGUGGGAUUAACGCUGCCCACCUUCAUGUCACUUUUGCAGGCAUCUUUGUGUCGCAGAGUUUGUAACAUGGAGUGCCAUGUUAGGGUGCUUCCAGAUGACCUGUUUAUUGAGAAUUUUUCCUGCUUUGUUUAGUGGGAGAUUAGACAAUAGUGGCUAUUUAAUUAGCAUUCAUUCUCACUGUUUGCAAGGAGGUUAGAUGAUGUCACUUCAAAACAAGUGUUGCCCCCCAUUUUCCCAGUGCAUUUUCCCAACUCCUUAUCACAAAAGUCCCAGUGUUUUGGAGGGAAGUUUGUUGUGCGAAACCUCCCAGUCAAUUAUCAUUGCACAACCUGAAUUUGCCAGUAUGUGAUUGAGUCCCGCCCCCAAAUAGCUACAGGUCUGAUGCUUCCCUUCUCCCACUCCAUCCCUGAUGCCCUCCUCCCGACAGCAAAAGUUGCUGAAUAUAAAGUGUGCAAUACCACUUUAAACAAUCACGCUUUCCCCCAAAGAAUUCUGGGAGUUGUAGUUCAUUAAGUGUGCUAAGAGCUGUGAGGAGACCCCGCUAUUCCCCUCACAGAGCUACAACUGAUUGCAGUUUAACAGUCAAUCCCUCUUCCCAUGGGACUCUGGAAACUGUAGCUCUGUGAGUGGAAAAGGGGUCUUCUAACAAACAACUCUCAUCACUCCUAGUGAACUACAGCUCCCAUGAUUCUUGUAGGUAGGUCAGGACUACUUAAAGUGCUAUCACAGUGUUUUAAAUGCAUGGUGUGAAUGCCGCCCAAGGCACGUCAGGGAGAAUUAAAAUGCACUGGGCGGAGAACAAUGCUAAUCUUGCUUCCACUUUCAGCUCCACCAAUGUUCUUCAAGCACUUUCUCAAUGGUUCAAGGAUGCUUCCCCACAAUCCAUUCUUGCUUUGCAUGUAACAUUCCAGUUCUUGUGCUGGACUUCCCCUUUGCUCGGAGCUCUUUGCAAGAGAACAGCAAACUUCUUGUCUCCCAGAGGAGGAGGCAUGCUAGGCUGGUUGUAGGGAAGAAGAAGAAAGAAGCAACGCGUACAAAGGUUCCUUGGGGCAUCUGAUCUGUGAAUAUUACUCUUUAAUUCCUUCAUCAUGAGCUGGGAGAAGAACCUGUUUGUGGAACUCCUCCUGGUUGCAGCUGGCGGUGAGUAGAUCAGUAUACCCAGUUAUCACUGUAUUGUGUGUUGCUUUGUAAGGAUACAGGGAUGCAACAGACUCUCUAGCUCUUCUUUGCCUGUGUUAAAAGAGAUAGUGUUUUCUACAGGUUUGUUGUUUAGUCGUUUAGUCGUGUCCGACUCUUCAUGACCCCAUGGACCAGAGCACGCCAGGCACUUCUGUCUUCCACUGCCUCCCGCAGUUUGGUCAAACUCAUGCUGGUAGCUUCGAGAACACUAUCCAACCAUCUUGUCCUCUGUCGUCCCCUUCUCCUUGUGCCCUCCAUCUUUCCCAACAUCAGGGUCUUUUCCAGGGAGUCUUCUCUUCUCAUGCGGUGGCCAAAGUAUUGGAGCCUCAGCUUCACGAUCUGUCCUUCCAGUGAGCACUCAGGGCUGAUUUCCUUAAGAAAUCAGCGGUACAGCUUGUUAAAAGCUGUGUUAAAAGAGAUAGUGUUUUCUACAGGUACAGCUUGUUAUGCAGGAGUAGGGAAAGCCUGUACAGGAUCAUCUGGUGACAAGAUCCACUCCCCACAACCACCUUUGAGCUUUUUCCUGAAGAGCUUUGCUGCCAUUAACCUUCCUUGCGGCCCUGAAUCAGAUGUGGCAAAGCUUUGAUUCUCCAAAUGUUGUUGGACUGUAACUUCCAUAAUCUUUGGCUAUGCUGGCUGGAGUUGGUGGGAGCUGUAGUUCAGAAACAUCAGGAGGGACCAGAGUUCCCCAGCCCUGCCCUAAACAAGGCAUGUGCAAGGAGGCUUUUGAGAGUAGCUGCAUUGGGUUGUUCACUGCAGUGUUUUUGAUAGAAAAUCUAAGUUUCUGGGUGGUUUGGUCUACUAAAGAAGCCUAAAUAUGAGCACACCUCAGUUGUGAUUUCUGUUUUGUACCAAAUACACAUGUUAAAGAUAAAUACGGAGAGAGUAUCAGGCUACUGCAAAGUUACAAAAUACUGUGGAAAUAUCCCAAGAAAUCAAAUGUAGAAGGAUGGGUGCAUGGGAUUUGCAAGGCAAUCUUGCCCAUUUGGUCAGACUCCCUGACAAAAGGUUCCAUGGGAAAAGAAUAGUUCUUUUUAAAUCUAACUGGCAAUUUUAUAGAAUCAUAGAAUCAUAGAAUCAUAGAGUUGGAAGAGACCACAAGGGCCAUCGAGUCCAACCCCCUGCCAAGCAGGAAACACCAUCAGAGCACUCCUGACAUAUGGUUGUCAAGCCUCUGCUUAAAGACCUCCAAAGAAGGAGACUCCACCACACUCCUUGGCAGCAAAUUCCACUGUCAAACAGCUCUUACUGUCAGGAAGUUCUUCCUAAUGUUUAGGUGGAAUCUUCUUUCUUGUAGUUUGGAUCCAUUGCUCCGUGUUCGCUUCUCUGGAGCAGCAGAAAACAACCUUUCUCCCUCCUCUAUGUGACAUCCUUUUAUAUAUUUGAACAUGGCUAUCAUAUCACCCCUUAACCUCCUCUUCUCCAGGCUAAACAUGCCCAGCUCCCUUAGCCGUUCCUCAUAAGGCAUCGUUUCCAGGCCUUUGACCAUUUUGGUUGCCCUCCUCUGGACACGUUCCAGUUUGUCAGUGUCCUUCUUGAACUGUGGUGCCCAGAACUGGACACAGUACUCCAGGUGAGGUCUGACCAGAGCAGAAUACAGUGGCACUAUUACUUCCCUUGAUCUAGAUGCUAUACUCCUAUUGAUGCAGCCCAGAAUUGCAUUGGCUUUAUUCUACUUAAACAUUGGAAAUGCAGAGGUGUUUAUGGUCCUGAGUUCAAUCAGCAGAACGUUGUUGAUAAAAAUGCUUGAUCCAACCUAAGCUAACCACUUUCCAGUCCUAUUGAUUUUAGUGAAAGAGUUAAGUACUCUACAUGUGUAUCUUUUGCCUCCUGGAGUCAGUUUUCUUCUACCUAUCAGCAGAUCCUUUGCAGGGCUGCAAGUUCCUUAAGUGGGGAGUGAUAUUAGGUUUAUUAGAUAAAUGUGUCCCAGGAGGUCUUAUUCACUUGAGACAGACAGGACUCAUACAUACUUCUGCUUGCCCCGUUGCUUUCUCCUGGGGAAACCUGCUGUUUACCAUUGCAUUGGAACAAACAUCAAUGGCUUUAUCUGCAGAUUGGUGGGACAAAUGAAAAGCCACUCAGACCCAUGCCUAGAAAGAGGGAAACCUAUUGGACUUUCUAGUCACAGGGCAAGUGGGAAAUGUGGAUGAGCCCUAAGAGCAACACAUUUGAGGAGGAAAGGUGUACAAGUCAUCACUGCUAGGUCUGGGCGAUAUCUGGUUUUCAACAUCACGAUAAAUCAGCUAAACAUUGCAAUAUACUGAUAUAUCACAAAUUGUGAAAUAAGGAUGGAACUAUGUAGAGGCGAACAGUUGGGCUGGGCGAUAUCUGGUUUUCAACUUCAUGAUAUAUCACCAGCUAAACAUUGCAAUGUACUGAUAUAGCACGGCAUCUGAAGUAAAGAUAGAGCUGCUUUUCAAUUUUGUGAUGUAUUACCGGCUAUAUAUCACAAUGUCUGAAAUAAGGAUGAAGCAAAGGCAUUGGCUGGCUUCACGGUUUUUCCCACGUGGUGAUUGUCGCAUAGCACACGUGCACAAACAUACAUCAUAAUUUGCAAUAUAUUGCCAGGUCAAAAAUUAUGAAACCGAUAUCAUGAUAUGGACUUGAGACUGGUUUUGGACGAUAUAUUGCCCAGCCCUACUCACUUCCCAUGUCUCCGUCUUUUCAGAGACAUGACUCGAGCUGAGAGAUGCUUAGAAUGGAAGGGAUUUUUGGAAACAAGAUUAAACUUACUCUCUGCUUGUUUGCAGCUAUUUUAUCCUGCAGUGGAGAGGUGCAGGUUGAAGCAACUCCACAGCCCAUUUCAGUCUUGCAGAGAGCCAAUCAAACGAUCACGACUCUUCCAUAUGGUCAUUCAGAAGUUUCAGUCACACAGAUAGGCAAGCAAUCUGUACAAGAGGCUACCCAGAGAACCCAUUCAGUGUCAGCAUUACCUGAAGAUGCUAAGAUGGUAAAAGCAGAUUCUAUACCACCAGCCAAACAAGUUUCAGUCCACAAACAGGCAAACACAGCAGCCACUCCUCUAGAAACAUCUGCAAACCCCACAAGUCCAACCAGUCAAGCUGCAAGUCACAGAGUGAUUAAAACUACAGUUGUUGCCAGGAGCACAGCCGUACAAUCUGAAACACAAACUGAUGAAGCUGGAAUCCACGGAGCCAUAAAAACGACAGCGGCUGCUCAGAGGACAGCUUCACAACCUGCAGCCCCAAACAGCUGGAACACUGCAGCUCCUGCCUUGCCAGUGAAGGCAGGAAAUGCAAAGAAGACUGUAGCUGGAACAAGCGACAAGUGCAUCACACAACAUGUGCCAGCUGGAACGCCAAGCGCAAACAGUACAGCCCACAGCAAGAUGCCAUCUGGGCAUAAAACCACUGUUCCUGAGCCAACAGCCCCAGUUGGGCCAACCCUCACACCCAAACCAUCGCCAGCUGCAACGGGGGCUUAUAGUGUUUCUAAUGGAACUGCUGAGUGUAUUAAAGCAUCAGUUGGCUUGACAAUGAUAGCUAAAAAUGGAAAAACAGUAAGCUGCAGCUUCCCCCUUUUCCAUUAUUCCCCCCCCCCAUUUUUUUUGUUCAAAAUAUCAAAACAAUCAGUUAAUUCCAGGAACUGUGAUUCUGGGUUCCAAAAGCUAUUUCAGAAAAGCCUUAGGUUUGCAUCUAUAGCAUGGGUAGUAUCUGAUGCCGCCAUGCAGUCAGUGCAAAGAUUUCUGUUCAUGCAAUGGAACUUCUCCCUUCUCCUUAACAACAACUACUACUACUUUCUUAUUUGUACCCUGCCCAUCUGACUGGUUUGCCCCAGCCACUCUGGGCAGCUUCCAAGAUAUAUAAAAACAUAAUAAAACAUUAAACAUGAAAAAGCUUACCUAUACAGGGCUGCCUUCAGAUGUCUUCUAAAGGUUAUUUAAUUACUCAUCUCCUUGACAUCUGAUGGGAGGGCAUGAACCCCCAGAGCAGAUUCAGGGGUUGAGCCAGGGGAGAGAUUCAUUGCAAGAACCCUUGUGCUAAUGGAACAAGUGACUUAGUGCUACUUAGUGAUACAUGCCUUCCUCCUCCCCCCCCCCCAAAAAUAACAGGAACUGUAGUUUACACCUCACAGCACUACAAUUCCCAGCACCCAGGACUCUUUUGGAGGAAGCUAUGUGCUUUAAAUGUAUUUGAAUUGAUUCAAUUCAUAGCCCAGGAGCCCAGGGCAGCAAACAAACAAUUAAAAGAUCUUAAAAGCAAUUCCAGUGCAGAUGCAGACUGGGAAAGAUCUCAACUUUAAAAAGCUGGGUGAAAGAGGAAGGACAACGAAGACAGUGCCUAAUAUUCAUGGGGAGGGGAUUCCAUAGGAUAGAUGCCACAACUUUGAAGGGAUGGUUCCUAUAUUGUGUGCAGUGGACCUCCUGGCAAGAGGGUAUCUUCAAGGUGCCCUCACCUGUAGAGUGCAGUGACCAGGUAUAUAACUAGGUACAUGAGGGGUGAGACAACCUUUCAGGUGUUCUGGUGCCAGGCUGUAUUGGGUUUCAUAUACCAAAAGAAGUAUCUUGAAUUAAGCUCCAUAGCUGAUUGGCAGCCAGUGAAUGCUGCAGGUGUGACCAAACUCUGACGUAAGUCAUUGGUCAGACAUAGCACCAAAUCAGGAUAAGGGAGGUAUGUGGAGGAGGUAUUGGGAAGGGGGUGUGUGUGAACCUGUAGCUCACUUCUUCGUCCCCAUUAAUGAUCAGCAGCGCCAGCCCACUCAGAUGGGGAGUGUCAAGAAGGGACUGUGCAAGAACCAUUCUGACCUGAGCUAUGUGAUGGGUAUAAGAAAAGGCUCCUAGAAAUGCUGCUGGAAGCAAGUGUUGUUGAAAUAGAUGGGACUUCUAAUAGUUAGCAAGGGACUAUAACUCUCAUCAUCCCUGACCAUUGGCUGUGCUGGGUGGGACUGAUGGGACUUGGGAGCCCCCCAACAUUUGAGUGGGUGGGCAGGUGCACAGGUUAGCCACCCCUGUUUUAGAAAGAAAGCAUGUGUCAGGCUGUGUUGGGAUUCAUGCGCCGUUUCCCUUUUACAGAACAACCUGGAAUACUUCAAUAUCAACCCAAACACCACGCGUACAAUUGGAAUGUGUGGGGUUUGGGUGUCAACUCUGAGAAUCUCAUUUGAAGGUGGCUUCAUACGUUUUACUUUCACCAAGGUAAGCAUUUUACCAGAUGUUGUUUUGGGGGGAGUGAGGAGGGGAUCCCAGAAUGUUGGGAAUUUUCCUUGAAGAGAGUGAUUUGACAUUUGGCUUUGGCUCGGUUUCAGUGGUCGAGCGUGAAUUUUACCUUAGUUCAGUAGGCUAGUUUCUACACAUGCUCACCCCUAUUUUUUUAGGAGGUUUUUAACGUUGGCCUACUAAUAACUUCUGGUUUGUGCAUUUAAAGUGGAUUAAAAAGCUUUCUCUGCCACACUGGAGCAGCAAAUCCACUUCAAAAGCAAAACAAAGAAAUGGAAAUGCGGCUUAAGUAGGAAAAUGCAUUGAGAAAUAUGGGGUAAGCAAAUGAUUCACGAGAAGCUAUGUAAACACCCUGCAGGCAAAUUGGGAUGAAAGAAGCAAGAGGGAUGUUUAUUGUUGUACAACUGCCCGUUAAACAUGUCAGGGGAUGUGUGUGCUCUGUUUUCUCAACAGGGGACAUGUGAGAACUCCUCGUUUGGAAGGGCCCCUUGUCAAACCAAAGCAAGACCCUAGUUGUCAAACAAAGACCCAAUUUUAAGUGUUUGCUCUGGCUCCUCUUAAGAGAGCGGUGUUGCUUAACUGAAGUAAGAGGCUUAGAAACUGUUGUGUCGUUGACAGCCACAUCACAGAGUGGCUUCAGUGAAGAUGCCGAGGUAAAAUUUUGAGUUGGCCACCCCAAGCAACACCCUCCAGAAGCAACGCAACUAUUGGUGCAGCAUUGCACAAUCCAGCCUCCUCUUUAAGAUAAGCAUUCAGAGGCUGUUGAGUUUGAACCUGCUCUUUGAAAUAUAUGCAGGCAUGAAUUCGGCUGCCAGAUUCCCAGUGUGUGUGUGUGUGUUUGCCUUUCAGAAACUAUUACAGAGGCCUUAUUCUGAUCAGUUAGAUGUGAUUUUGUACAGAGUGUGCCUUCCAUUAAUAUGACGCAUGCAUAACCUGAGAUCAGGUGUGGUGUGCUACAAAAAUUGGAUUGUGAAGUGUGUGGGAGGGAGAAGCUGCGUACUUGCUAUACCUUUAAAGCAUAUUUGAAGCACAUUUCCCCCCUCAGGUUUGUCAAGUGUUCUUGGGAACUGUAACUCUAUGAGGGGAAAACUCAUGCUGCCCAACUUUUUCAGAUCAAAAACCAGGAUGCACGUCUUCCAGGGCACAUUCCAAGGGAGUUACGUAAGCUGCGUGGCAAUCUCACCCUGAAAAAAACACUUUUGGGGGGUGCCAUCCUGCAAGGUGCCCCAAAGGCCCUUUUGGGGGGGGGGGACAAGAACACAUGAGGUCACUUUGGCUGGGGAAACCCAGAUGGGUGGAGUAUAAAUAAAAAUAAAAACUUUUUCCAGGACACUUGGUGGGUAUGAAAACAGCAGUGCUUAGAAUUCUUUGAGGUAAAGAACGUGCUUCAAAUGUGUUUUAAAGUUACAGUGUAGACACAGCCAGAGAGAAAAAAUGAAAGCGUCAUGCCUGCUUUGGGGCUACUCAGAAAUGGCUUUCAGGAGGCUUCCAGAACAUGAAUGGGGAACUUCAGGCCUGGGAACCAAAUACAGCCAGCCUUCCAGUGCUCUGUUGGGCUCUUGGGACUUUCCCCGGGUCACAGCCCUCACCAGCCAUGCCCUUUGACUGCUUUCGUCUUGGCAAGGAUGGAGGAUGGGGAGACAGUGUGUGGUAGAAAGGUCAGGCUUUUCUGUGGCUCAGAGUAGCCUACUGCACAUAGGUUAAGAGUCAUAUCCGUUGCCUCUGGCCUCACCCGCCACUGAAAUGUGGCCCUCAGAAGAUUCCCCAUGAGGAAGGUUGCAACUGUUGGCCUUGGUAAUAAACAUUGCUAAAUGAAAAAUAUUCUGAUGUACCCUGGAGUCCUCAGGAGAGUGCUUACCCCUCUUGCACCCUGGCACCUCUUGGAUGUCACAAGAAAUACCAAAUUCGCUAGGUGUCUGAAGCAUUUCCCCUUGCUUUACCUAAUGCUAGGGCCAGCACUGACUUGGAGGCUUUGUUAUUAUAUGGGCAAAGGUUCCAGUUCUAAAUGUUUUGCUCUAAAGCGCCCGAGGAGCAUGGCUACAUCCCUGCUGCAGGUACCAUGUGGACCAAGGAGCUCAACUAUAGAGCAUGAGUCGAACACUCCAGUCCUCUAUGAAGGGCAAAUACACUUCUCAAGCAGCUAGCACAUAAGAAAGCUCCCUUCUGUUGUAUUAGAGGAGGAUAUGUGGCCUGAAAUAAUAGGAAAAGGUUUUAGUUGGUUUCCCCUCUAUCUGCCCAUGGUCAUGAACCUUCUAUGCAUCUUCUUGUGUUUUCUAAAUUGUAAGCAAUGAUAUUGGAUAAAACGAUGCUUGCUUCCUUCCUCCCCCACCUUUUUUUUCUUCUUCCCCAGAGUGGAGAAGUGUACUAUGUCAGCGUGAUUGAAGCUUCUUUAACUGUACCAUCCGAGGGUAAGUCACAUGGUGAUUCUUCCCCUGCCUUUGAACAGUUAGCAUUUACGAAAUUUUGAAGCUUCUCUUAAGAGUCAAGGCACUGGGUCACGCAGUCACCAAAACUCAUAGCUGGCGUUUGAGUAGCAUGUAAAGGAAGUUAGAAAUGUCUUUUUCUGCACUUUACUGCGUGCAUUGAUUUAAGAUGUGUUGGGGAUGAAUCAAGCUUUCUGUUUCAUUUUCUCUCAGCUUCUAUUUUCUCUAGCCUUCAGUUUGACCUGUUUCCAAAUCAAUUUGCAUUUUUUAAAAAAAACAACAUGAAAAUUUGCAUGCAAUUUGCUUACAUUUCUCUUAAUAUACACAUUUUUGUGCACUAAACUGAACACAUAUUUCCAAGCAAUUUUCCCUAAUAUUAUGCUCCCCCCCAAAAAAAAAUUAUAUUGGGUGGUAUUCAGCUAAAUUUUAUCCAGCUGCUGACAUGCAUCUGUCUUGAGAGACAAUGGAGUGUGCCUCUGGGGGUGAAGUGAAACCACCAGAGGAUCACAGCGCCUGCUGUGGCUCAGGAGCAUAGCAUGGGCAGGGGCUGCCAGGGUGAUGGCCCUGAGCGCAUUUUUCUGGGGGGCACUGCUCACGCCACCCUACCAGCCCUGUGCCACUUUGCAAGGCUAGGAUCAAAGAGUGCAUGGCUGCUGUGUCCUUCGUAAGCCACCCUCCCCAAGCCACUUUGCAAGGCUGAGAUGAUACGGUGGGAGCUGGGCUGGCAAGACAGGAUCCCUUAGCCCUCCGUGCCCUGCCCACCCGCCCCAGGCACCAGCUAAACAUGCUCCACCACUGCUGGGGCUGCAGAGACUGGUAACUUGUAACUACUGCCUCCUGCAUUAUUUCUGCUGUGUGGGUCAUUCCAUGUCAGUUCAACGUGGUCAUGCCACCCACCAUCUCGGAUUUUGAUGAAACUUGGUGUACACCCUUCCCCUAUGGUUGAAAGAAACCCUCUUAAUUUUUUCCCCUCUAUCACAAACAGUUUUGAUUUUAUAGCACUUCAGAGUUUCAUGAAACCUGCAUUUCUGUCCCUCUUGAGAUCCUCGGCCUUGUGUACAUUUUAUUUUAUUUUUCCUCCAUAACCAAUGAUCAGAUCUCUUUGAAAUUUUACAGAGCUCAAUAACAUGAUGAGGAUUUCAGGGGAAAAAUACACCAGCACUCAAAAGAUUUUAUAAAUGCCUAAAAAAUGUAUAAAUGUAGUUUUUUUGGCGGAGACAAGAGGCAAGAGGCACCCUCUUAUUUUAGACGGUGGAGGGGGCUGAAGCUGCUUGCCUUGCAUUAUGUAUGUAAUGAGUUUGUGGGAGAAGUGAGAUUGCAUUUAAGGAUUCCAGGGUCAAGACUUUCCUUCUUGCCACCGCACUGCACUUUUUCUGGAUUGCACUUCUGAGGCUUAUUUUAUGAGGAUAAAAAAAUGCACUCAUGGUCACCUUAGGUGUACUCAAAAUCAGUGGAACUUGAGCAUACAUUUCAAGUACUUCUUAAAGUACUGACUUCAAAGAAGCCGACUCUCUGCAGAAUUUAGAAUUGUAGCAGGCUGUUCUUUUCCUGAAUAAUCAUCCACUAAGAGUCAGUUGAAUAAUAGCAACACAUGAACCCCGCCCCCUCCAAUCCUGGGAACUGUAGUUUACCCCUCACAUAGCUAUAAUCCCCAGUACCCUUAAGAAACCAGUUCUCAGAAGUCAUGUGCUUUAAAUGUGUAGUGUGUGCGCAGAGCUAGUUUAACCCUAGUUCUUCAUAAAUUUGCACAAAUGUCUAAUGACUAGGUGAAACAGGCACUGUAAGAGACAGCUCCAGAAGAGGAGCCAAGAGAAAGCUGGUCUUAGCAGAGCCAGUGGAGGAUCCUCACUGUCUUGUCUGCUGUGGUCAGGUGGAUCUAGUGCUAUGGAAAGACAGUUCUGGGACUGGAGGAGAUGGAUGAACCUGUAGCCUGCCGUAUGUGGAACAUAUUUGCCUUACACUGUCAGGCACCUAGUUCUAAGUAGAAAGGGGUGGCAGACUGGCCGGCCAGUUGGCAGGUAAAUGGUCUUGUGAUAAUGAGGAUUUGUAUGGUGGCUUUGGGUCGCUCUUGGGGGUUAUCUCACACCCUGAACAGAUCUGAGGUCUUAGUGUUUGCAUUUGAACUGCCUGCAAUCAUAGCUGUCAACUUUCAGAUUUGAAAAUAAGGGAUCAGCAGCCUCACCUGUCCCGGGGACAGUCUACGGGAUAUCUAACAAUCCAGGAUAGCAAUGGGAAAUGGCGCUGGAAUAAGGGAAUUUCCCGCAAAAAAAGACAAGGUUGACAGCUAUGCCUGCAAUCCAUCCUCUAAGCAGCAGACCUAACAGCAAACCGAACAGGGGAAUGUGCUUGAUCUAUAGCAGGGUUUCCCAAACUUAAGUCACCAGCUGGUUUUGGACUACAACUCCCACCAUUCCUAGCUAGUAGGAGCAGUGGUCGGGGAUGAUGUGAAUUGUAGUCCAAAACCAGCUGGAGACCCAAGUUUGGGAAAUCCUAGUUAUAAGAUCGCAGCUCAAGCUAUGCAGCGCCUACUGCACAUCAGUUGGUGACCCUUCAUUCAAGGAAAGAUUUUGCCUCCAACAACACCAUUUGUCGUUUCUUUUUAUUUCUGUAUUCUUCAGGUGUGCUGUACAGUGGAAUUAAAAGCGACCAGCUCUUUUCAGCGCCUUUAGGGAAUUGCUUCAAGUGUCUCAGCAUGCAAACCAUAGAGAUGUCCAACAACCUUCAACUCCUGCUUUCCAGCUCUCAACUUCAAGCCUUUAAUAUCGUUGGCAACCAGUUUGGGAAAGGUUGGUAGCAGUGCUUGUCACUGGACGUGUGAUAAGGCACUCCUUCUCAUUCAGUUGAUUUAAACACACCACUGUGAGCAAGUCCAGGCCAGUAGCAUGUUUUUAAACAGCUAGACACUCCUGUUGCAAUCAAAACUGUGUGAAGUAUGGUUCAGUUUCAAGUUAUUAUCAAGAACUUUCUCUCAAAAAACAUAUGAAAUGCAGGCUCAGGUAAUAUUCCUUGCUUUCAUUUGUAGCUUAACUGGAAUAGCUAGUUUGUUCAUUUCACCAGCAAGCACACAGCAACCCAUGUGACUGUGGCAGAUGGCAGCUCCUUUCCCACGGCAAUUGACAAUUGCAUGGGGAUUGCAGGUAACCUGAAUGAAUGAAAGGGGAUUCCACUUGCUAUCCCCAGCCAAUGUGCCUUCGGCCAAUGGUCUGAACAAAACCAGUAUGCAUGCAACUGUGGGUGCAAUCUGUGACCCUGCCAUUUAUGUGCGGGAUUCCCAGCUGCACAGAGAGAUGUGCCAUUCACAUGUUGCAAUUUAUAAGCAUAACCCACACCUUCAGUUGAACAAGUGAGGACCAAGAAGGUGGGAUCCAGAUCCUCAUACGCACGCGAUGGCUGAUAGGAAAUGUUCGGUUCACAUUUCUGCACUGAGCUUGUAAAUUUCUGUUUAGUCCUCAUGAAAAUUCGUCAACAUUCUAGCGUGCGUAUCUCGGCACAUUCUCACUUUUACGCAGCUUUGCCCAAUAUACGUCUUUGCAAUUCAUGUAAGGAAUUGUGUUUGUUAUUUUCACAUACUUGUGCAUUUUUCUCAGGGCUGUGAUGUGGGGGUGGAUAGUUCUUUGGGGAUGUGCAGGCUCAGAGGUGACUGACUCAUGAGAUUUCAAUUCUGUGAUCAUUGACAAGCUCUAGCUCAGGUCCGACCAUGAUCCUGGAGUCUUGGCCUGCACCGAACACCUCUGCCUCCAAUACUGUUGGUCCAGCUACCUCAAUGAUCGUACCUUGUUGCAGUCAGAGUUCAGGCUGUUGCUCAGGGUGGGGUUCAUGGCACAAUAUUGUAGACAUGUGAAGACUUGGCAGAGGAGUUUCAGUCUGAAGAGUCUUCCCCUCCACUCUUGCUUACUGACAUCCUUUUAACUGGGGAUGCCAGGGAUUGAACCCAGAAAGGUCAACCCCUGGGCCAUAGCUUCUCCCAAAUGGAUUGGGGAGUGACUGUCAAUUAAAGUAUUUAGUAUCAGAUAAGAGGAACCAAUAUGUAAGGCAUUCAGGCAAAGGACAGGUAGAGGGAAACCAUACAUCUAGAUGUGCAGAGAGAGACCCAAGCAGUCUCCCCACACUGACAAGAUUCAGGGGCAGACUUUGGUAAUCUUUCAUAAUAUAGUGCCCUGUGUGAGCCCAAAAUCUGGCGUCCCCCAAUGGAUCUUCUCAGUUAUGGAUCUUCUCAAUUUUGCGCCGCCUUGGCUCAGCGCCCUGUGCAAAGGAACUGCCCAUCCUCCCUAAAUCCGGCCCUGCCAGACUGAAGGAAGUUUUAAAGCUCUCCAUUGAACCAGACUGGUCUGCCAGCAUCAUAUGACUUCCCAGGCCAAGAGGAUUCUGGGUCUCUUGUAAAUUCCUAGCCAAAAUGAACUGUAAUUCCCAGUGCCUGAUCCACAGAAUCCCCAGUUUGCAGCCCUGCCAUGCCCAAUAUAAUGGUUUGAAAUGGACUAUAGAUGGAUGGCUCAAUCCCUGAUUAAAGCUAGGAAAAGUUCCAACCUACCUCACAACAAUUAACUUUUAUAAAAAAAGUUGCCUUCCAUGAGCAUUGGGGAAAGGAUAUGCUAUGCAUCAAGAAAUUAAAACUGACCAAAAUGGCAGCUCCACAGACAGUGCUCGUGGGUUUUUGUAUAAUUAUCAGUAGCUGUAUUUUACUGAGCAAGAAACUGAUGAAAGCAUAUGAUAAUUGUGUAAUACGCCAUAACAUCCUGAUUUUUAUUGCAGAGGAAGAAUGUGCUCUUGACAGAAACAAGAGAUUAAUUCCAGUUACCGUGGGCCUCAGUCUCGCAGGAUUAUUUGUCAUUGUCUUUGCCACCUGUGCGAUUUACAGAAAAAAGCGCACCUCAAGCUAUGAACGAAUCUAAACCACUUCAUUAAAGAUCUGUGCAGCAGCGAGUAAAAAGGUUGUAGAUGAUGGAAUGCUCUACUUCUGCCUACUUAUUUGAUUGUGGCAACUACAAUUGUAAAUUGAUUGUGUUGUGUAUUUACUUGUGUGCACUUGAAAAUUGACACUAUUAUGUUGUUAUUUCUAUAUUCAUAACUUGCCUUUCUGCUUAGAAAAGAGCAGUUAUAUAUAUAUAUCUAGGGCUACGACCUUUAAGGAGGACGCAGCAUAUUUUUACAUUUUUUUUUCACGUUUCCAUCUUCAAAAAAGCAUUUCCCCUUCUCUCAUACAACAGGGAAUGCUUCCAUUCUGUCUUGUCUCAUCUAUAAACUAAGAGUGUAUGCUUUUUGCUUCAAACUAUGGUUGUUUUUACUCAUAUGCAAAUAUAAUUAAAUUAAUAAAUUAAUCAACUAAAAUUUCUUUAAUUGUGUCCUAUCCCUAAUAAGAAUAAUCUCUUUUUCUCUAUCUUUCACAC
Messenger RNA from Podarcis lilfordi (Lilford's wall lizard), 15581 nucleotides. The record is from the annotation of a GenBank genome assembly. NCBI's taxonomy places the organism in Eukaryota, Metazoa, Chordata, Lepidosauria, Squamata, Lacertidae.